AUGACCACUGCUGCCAAAAUCAACCAGCCGGCCGUGGCGUUGGCCAUCGGUACGGUGCUGAAAUACAUCGACGAGGACAGCGAGCGCGAGGGUUUGUGGAACACUCCCGACCGGGUGGCUGAGAUGUACGGCGAGUUGUUCGCCGGCGUAGGCCGUGAUCCGGCGGAUGAAAUCGACGCCAUUUUCUCCGAGGACGUUACGCCCGACCCGGUAAUCGUUCGAGACAUACCGUUCUACUCGAUGUGCGAGCACCACCUAUUGCCCUUCUUUGGCCACGCUCGCCUCGUGUACGUGCCCCACCGCCACAUCGCGGGCAUAAGCAAAAUUGCCCGGGCGCUGGACGUGGCUGCGCGGCGGUUGCAGGUGCAGGAACGGCUCACCGCACAACUGGCCGACGCCGUGCUGGGGCGGGUGCAACCCUUGGCCGUGGCGUGUCGCCUGGAGGCCGAGCAUCUUUGUAUGUCCAUGCGGGGCGUGCGGAAACCCGGUCACCGCGUCAUCACAACCGCUGCCCGCAUGAAUACGGCGGCCGAAACUGCGGAUUGCGCAGCUGCCUACUCACGUCGCGACUUGCUCGAUAUGCUGGCGGUCUGA
Messenger RNA from Geodia barretti, 594 nucleotides. NCBI's taxonomy places the organism in Eukaryota, Metazoa, Porifera, Demospongiae, Tetractinellida, Geodiidae. The record is from the annotation of a GenBank genome assembly.